This is a messenger RNA of Phyllotreta striolata, 912 nucleotides long. The record is from the annotation of a GenBank genome assembly. Lineage: Eukaryota; Metazoa; Arthropoda; Insecta; Coleoptera; Chrysomelidae.
GCGCAAGUAGCGCAACUAACCGACUAUUUCGUUGGUGAAAGUUUGUCAAUGAUGGUGAAUUAAAACGCGAAUUCCAAACCAUCGUUACCUGUCAAUUAGGCAACCAAUUUCACAUAAUGACAUAAUUUCACGCAAGUGAAGUUAGCUCCGGACGAACAGACUUUUGCAGGUUAUAAUGUAACAUUUAACGUUUCCAAUUCAAUUUACCCAACUUAAAGCUGUUAUGAACGUUAUAACACGCCCAUUAAUUACUACUAAACCGUUUCUAUCGAUUUUACGCAACGCCCGUACGACAACGCUAAAUCUCUCGAACGGCCCCAACAAUGCUUCGAGAGCCAAAGGCAUCAGGUCCACCCUGUAUUACGUGACCGCCGCCGGCGUAGUAACCGUCGGCCUCAGCUACGCCGCCGUGCCCCUUUACCGCCUCUUCUGCCAGGCCUACAGCUAUGGUGGGACGGUAGCCACCGGCCACGAUGCGGAUAAAGUCGAAUCGAUGUCGGCCGUCAAGAACAGGCCUUUAAAGAUCAAAUUCAACGCCGACACCGCGGCCAGCAUGAGGUGGAACUUCAAACCGCAACAGUCCGAGAUUACUGUGUUUCCAGGUGAGACUGCUCUGGCUUUCUAUACGGCUAAGAAUCCUACAGACGUGCCUGUGAUUGGUAUAAGUACUUACAAUGUGGUACCGUUCGAAGCCGGACAGUAUUUCAAUAAGAUACAAUGUUUCUGUUUCGAGGAACAAAUGUUAAAUCCUCACGAACAAGUGGAUAUGCCAGUAUUUUUUUACAUCGAUCCGGAGAUAACGGAAGAUCCUUACAUGGAGUUUGUAAAUGAAAUAACGUUGUCGUACACGUUCUUCGAAGCCAAAGAGGGGCUCAAAUUGCCGCUUCCUAGUUUCAUGCAAAGUAAAUGAAU